Molecule: messenger RNA, 781 nt
Organism: Eucalyptus grandis
Lineage: Eukaryota; Viridiplantae; Streptophyta; Magnoliopsida; Myrtales; Myrtaceae
Product: GPI-anchored protein LLG1
Exons: 3
Coding region: 201-623 (140 amino acids)
Source: RefSeq, a predicted model, not a curated record
UCUUCACCCCUCCGCUUAAAAAUACUGUUGUAGAUGGCUUUGCUAUACGCUGCUUGAGCCUUAUCUUGGCUUGUUUCUGUUUAAAGAAGAAUAUCUCAAGUGACGAAGAAAGAGUAAAGCUGCUUCUCCGCAAAAGAUCUCUCUCUCUCUCUCUCUCUCUCUCUCUCUCUCUCUGCGCUAACCCAAGAACCCAGAAAGCCAUGGCGUCAUACGGGUUCACCCUCUGCAAGUUGUGUGCCAUUGUCUUGAUUCUUCUUACCUGUGCCUCCAAAACCGCUCCUUUUCCCACUCCCAUUUCAGAUGACAUAUUCGAAUCUCAGGCUCUUGCUGGCCGGCAUCUCCUCCAGGCUAGACAAAGUUGUCCAGUGAACUUUGAGUUCCUGAACUACACAGUCAUCACGAGCCAAUGCAAAGGACCUUCUUACCCUGCCAAAGCCUGUUGUAAAGCGUUCAAGGAAUUUGCCUGCCCUUACGCCCAUGUUUUAAACGACCCAAACAAUGAUUGCGCUUCGACCAUGUUUAGCUACAUUAACCUUUACGGGAAGUACCCGCCAGGCCUUUUCGCUACCAAAUGCAGAGAAGGAAAGCAAGGGCUCAAGUGUCGCCACCACCAUCAUGCUUAGCCAAUGACAGUAGCGGGGCUCAAAUCACAUUCCUUGUACUAGUACUUUCAUCUAGCUUCACCAUGCUCGUGUUCCGGGUUCUCUUUGGACCAAGACUAUAAACUCUUUCCACUGCAAUUAUUUCUUUCUUAAAUAGGUAACAAGGAGUGAUAUGUGAU